AUGAUCAGUAGAAUACUUCUAAACUUAAUGAUGCUACAGAGUAUUCUGACAAAAAUAACAGUAGAAGACAUAAAGAGAGUCAGUGUGACUUCUAUUGGCAAGAACCAGGAUGUGAUUAUUAACCCAGAAGGGCCUUUGAAUCUUCUGCGUGGAUAUAUUGGGCAAAGAAGCGGACACAUGAACAACAAACGGUUUUAUUCCUCUGAAAUAGAAACCAACUAUUCGUUGCGUGAGAAUGGGUUAUCUAUUACAAAACAACAAAAUUACGACUUUAAGCGAACACCAGCUAAUGACAGGGUGUAUAAAGACAUUGCCACACAGGCUCCUAAUGGCAAGUAUCUCAGCGCGUACCAUGAACAGCUCAUAAAGAUGUUUCCUUCAGAAAAGGGAGACCUUUCCAUUGAGGCAGGAAGGUCAAAUGCACUUACGAACUUCUUAAGAGCUAAACACGUCAAGAAGGAUGCAAAAUACAUUCUUGCAGCACUUCUUCUCCUUUCAGAAGGUGUUGACAUUAAAAUAGCAGUAGAGCAUGGAGAGGACAUGAAGUGUCUUGUCAUAAAACGUAAGGCAUCCAAAGAUAAUAACUUUGUGAGCAUAUUAAUGCAUACUGCGGGUAUAGACACAGCCACUAAUGAGCAUAGCUAUAUUAUUUACCAAAGUGAAGUGGCCGAAAUUAUUGACUUCUAUAGACAGUGCAGAGCCAGUCCACUGCUAAAAAAAGGAGGCGAGUUUGCAAUGCCAACUACCAAAAAAGAGUUUGAGAGUGGGAAAUUUCUGAAUAAUGCACGCUUUCUUAUACAGGCAUACAUAUAUGAAUUUAUUGACACUGUAGAGGAUUAUACAAGCUUUGUGAAUGCAGUGCAUGAGCUUCUUUCUGAUCAAAUGACUGAGAAAAGCAAUCUAAACGACAACACCAGAGUAUUUAACGAGCUCUUCAUAGAAAAAAGUGCGCAGAGCAAAAGUAUAAAGUAUACUACACCUUUCGAUGACUUAGUGAAUGCCGCAUAUAAAGAUGCUAAUUUCCCAUUUUAUAGUGCUACUCAGCUACCAGCAUACAUUAGAGUGCCGCAAUGCAAACUAGACAAGACUGAUUUUGUGAAAGAAAAAGCCAUAUACUACAACAGCCGCGUAGAGACAGCCCUUCUAGGGCUAUUCUGCUGUCUGGCAUACAACCCAAGGACAAAAAGUUAUCAGACCAGCCACAUGGGAAAAGGAAUAAGUAAAGAGCUGAAGGAAUUCUUUGAAAUAUAUUCUAAGCCAACAGAAAGCAUUGGCUUUGAAAUGCACAAGGAGUGGAGUAAAGUUGUUGCUUGCUUAAAGAACGAUAAAAUUAACUAUAAGCAGGAAAGGAACGAACUCUGCUCUGGAGUUGCAAAUAUAUUUUUAGCAAUUGCAGAAAUAACAGGACAGAAGAAAGACACGGAGGAACUAGUUAGGUAUAUAGAGAUUGCAUGCAGAUUAGGAAGGUUAAAUUUUGACGAUGAUAGCGAGGUUGGUAUUUAUGAUGCUAUGGAGUCUAUUAUUAUGUCUCUAUCGCAGAAUAAGGAUAUAGAACUAGAUUGCAGCAUGCUGAAGCCCGGAAAGAGGUCAAAUGGAAAGGCAGAUCUCUUUGGUAAAAUUAAAAUUGUUUAUACAUUUGAUAAAAAACGUAAUGGAAUUGCUUUGAAUGUAGAAAGUAAUGAUGCUAGUCUUGCUCUUCUUUCAUUUCCACGUGCUAGUUCUAAGUGCAUUGAAGAAAUGUAUAAAAAAAUAGGAAACAUUUACAACGGAAUGAACAGCUACACAGGAUAUAUUGCUACUAAUUAUUCUGUUAUGGAAAUAGACAAUUUAAGAAUGAAUAGAGAAACACGCUUAGAUGGCUAUAGCAAAAAUAUUAUAGCACUUCUGAACAAUGAAUCUAAAGAUGUUUCUAAAGUAUUCUUGUUAGGAAAGCCUCUUGAUAUUGAGUAUAAGUAUCUGUUUGUGAUUAAAUUUAUGCUCUACUCGCUGCAAAAAGAUUUUCCUGCAACUCAUCCUUUCACACGCAUCUCUGCAAACAUGUUAGGAAGUGUGCCACUGGAUGACAAUCAUACAAUGCGGAAUAUGACGUAUCUGUUCCCAUUUCACCCAAGAUGGCAGGUAUACUAUCCCAACCUUGGAUAUAAGCCAUCCCAGCAUCUGCCCAGAGAAAAACAUGGUAGAGUCAACUUGUUUUACAACUAUAGGCGUAUAUUAGUUUCGGAGAGUGUUGAUAUUGCAGUUAAAUGUAUUGAAACCUAUCUAACAAUGGGAGAAAAAUAUUGUACUGACAUGUUUUACACAUUAUCUAAUGCCAUAAUAUGUAGAAUGUUUUUAAAUCAUGUAGUAGAGGAGGGAAAAAUACCCAUAAUUUCCAAGCUUCACACCAUAAUUGAAAGAUACAAAACUCCUAAAGAUGCAGAGUAUGUUAAUGACAUCUACAUGACUUUGUUUGUUUAUGCAUGCUGCGACCAUCCAAAAAAACAGAAAUUUAUUAAGCUAACGUACAGCCUUAUAAACUUUGAUGAUUUGCGGAAUCCUAAAGUCUUUAAUCCUGUCAUAGAUUUAGCCCUUAUUGCAAAAGUUUUACUAGUCGUAAAAACAGAAAAAGACUUGCUGCAUUUAAAAAGUGACAUACAAAGUAAACAAAACUAUGAUACGAUGCUAGAAUAUCUAUCAUGUUCAAAAUCCAAAUAA
Messenger RNA from Nematocida ausubeli, 2694 nucleotides. RefSeq lists its product as uncharacterized. The transcript has a single exon. Bases 1 to 2694 code for a protein of 897 amino acids. The record is from RefSeq and is a predicted model, not a curated record. Lineage: Eukaryota; Fungi; Microsporidia.